Cucurbita moschata (crookneck pumpkin) is the source of this 1546-nucleotide messenger RNA. Its product is annotated as dnaJ homolog subfamily C member 17. The transcript is spliced from 4 exons. Lineage: Eukaryota; Viridiplantae; Streptophyta; Magnoliopsida; Cucurbitales; Cucurbitaceae. The record is from RefSeq and is a predicted model, not a curated record. Bases 397 to 1272 code for a protein of 291 amino acids. Gene Ontology annotation, molecular function: RNA binding.
AAUAAUCGUUGUGCCUUUUGCGAUCGCCUAGGCGCGCGCAAUUGCAUGUCGCGCGCAGUCGUGGAGUGCAGAUGAGAUUUUCAGAAAAUUAGGGUUUUGAAGAAGAACGAAUUUUUGCUUCUUUAAAAUUUUCAUCCUAUUCUUGGCAAUUUCCCUCUCCCCAAUACAGUAGAGCCCAGCCGAUUCGCCGCCGGUCGCAGACCAAGUGAAGUAUUGAAAGAAUUCUCUCUUCUGAAAUCUGCUUCGUCCUCCUCACUGUUAUCUUUCACUUUCGUCCUUCUCAGCUCCCCGGAGCAAAAGAGUAAUUAACGACGAGCUUUCUUUAAUUCGAAGCUAGAAGCAUCAUCUGAAGAAGUAGUUGAAUUAGAUACUUGGAGAAAUCAGAAAUUGUCGGACAUGGAUGUCGAUCAUUAUGCUGUUCUUGGGUUGCCUUCGGGUGAGGAAGGUUCCAAGCUCUCUGAGAAAGAGAUAUCUAAAGCAUACAGAGCAAAGGCUUUGGAAUUGCACCCUGACAAGAGGCCAGAUGAUCCAAAUGCCCAUGCUAAUUUCCAAAUUCUGAAGUCAUCCUACGAGAUUCUAAAGGAUGAGAAGGCAAGGAAAUUAUUCGAUGAUCUUCUAAGAGUCAAACGCGAGCAGCAUCGCCGACAAUCAGAGCGUGAUUCUAAGCGUCAGAAAAUGAUGACGGACCUUGAAGCAAGAGAGCGAUCUGCAUUUGCUCCCGACCCUGCUGCAAAAGAACUAGCAGAAGAAGAAAAAAUUGCCAAAAAGCUAAAGGAAGAGAUUGCUAGAAUCCGAGCUAUGCACGCAAAGAAAGGAGCACCGACAACAUUUCCACCAAAGAAGGAGACUGGGGGAGUUGGAAAGAAUAGCGAUGUUGAUCCUGGAUCUACAAUGGACAAAGAGAGGAUGCUUAAGGUUUCAUGGGAGAAGAUUGGCGAGGAUUAUACUGCAGAGAAAUUAAGAGAGAUGUUUUCGAAGUUUGGUGAGGUUGAAGAUGUUGUUAUUAGGCAUAACAAGAAGAAGAAAGGUUCAGCGGUGAUCGUAAUGUCGAGUAAAGAUGCUGCAGUUGCCUCUACUAGAUCUGUGCUUGGUGAUCUAUCUAACCCUUUACUAGUUUUGCCCCUUCAACCAGUUUCUUCAGUAGAGAUGCCCGCUGCUGAGAAAUCACCAGAGCAUAAUCGUUUGAAUAAUUUAGUAGGAGCUGGUUACCAAGCAUUUGAAGAUUCCAUUUUAAAGAAACUCCAAAAGGCUGGUGAGAAGCAAAAACAAUAAGUUGGCACUACCAAGAUCAAUUGUACCAUAUUGAGUCGAGAUCACCCUCUGCAUGAAUGUUGAGGUGAAAGAACACGUUCUUGCUGCCACCUUUUCAGUUUGCAUUAUUGCCAUAUCUCUACUUAAGGAAUUAUUUUUCCUAUCUGUAUACUGUUUUAGCUGCAGACAAUUGAGAGAUACUUUCAAUUAUGGUUAUGUGAGAAUCGUGGUCCAGAUGAGUACGAUACCAAGUAAAAUUUUCUAAUUAAUACCUGACUUUUGUUCAUUAUAGCAA